Chlorella variabilis is the source of this 1375-nucleotide messenger RNA. RefSeq lists its product as hypothetical. The transcript has 6 exons. NCBI's taxonomy places the organism in Eukaryota, Viridiplantae, Chlorophyta, Trebouxiophyceae, Chlorellales, Chlorellaceae. Bases 41 to 1249 code for a protein of 402 amino acids. The record is from RefSeq and is a predicted model, not a curated record. Gene Ontology annotation, molecular function: cytidine deaminase activity; zinc ion binding. Gene Ontology annotation, cellular component: cytosol.
GAUCAACAGAUCGACAGAAGCACAGGGCAAACUGCCUGCCAUGCUGUCCGCAUCAAGGGCAGUUGCCCCCUCCCUAGCCCAGCCAGCCCUCCUGCAGCCGCUGGUGGGACGGUUAUCGGUGGCGUGCCGCGCCGGCAGCAGCAGCAGCAGCAAGGCAGCCGGCGAGGGGCGGCGAGCCGCCAGUUCCGUCCAAGCGGCAGCGGCUCCGCCGGCUGAUGCGGAGCCGCCGAUAGUCAGCCCCACGCAGCGCACCAAGCUGCUGCGGCGCGGCGCGCGGCAGAAGGGCUCGCUGCUAGUGGAUCUGUCCAACACGCGGCAGGCCGAGGCGCAGCCGCUGCUGGGCAUCCUGGAAGGAAAGUUUAGGGUGGCGCCAGAGGAGGUGGCGGCGCUGCAGGCGCAGCACGGCGUGGGUGAGGAGGAGCUGCUGGCCCGCCUGAUUGGUCCCGCCGCCGAGCUGGCGAGGCCCCCAAUCUCCUCCUUCCACGUCGGCGCGGUGGGCCUAGGGUCCAGCGGCGCGCUGUACGUGGGUGUCAACCUGGAGUUUGUCCGCCUGCCCCUGUACAACUCGGUGCACGCGGAGCAGUUCCUGCUCGUCAACGCGCUGCACCACGGCGAGCGGGAGAUACGGCGGCUGGCGGUGUCGGCGGCGCCCUGCGGCCACUGUCGCCAGUUCUACUCCGAGCUGGCCUGCGCGCCUGAUGUCAACAUCCUGCUCCCCGCCCCCCGGCCAGCAGUCUUCCAGGGCGGCACCUACUCGCUGGGCCAGCUGCUGCCCAUGCGGUUCAAGCCCGCAGACCUGCUGCCCGACCCCGCCACGCCGCUGCUGCUGCAGCCGCAGGACAACGGCGUGCAGCUGACGGCGGCGGCGCGCGAGCUGCUGCACGCGCGGGCCGGCGAUGCCGCCUUUGAGCGGGCCGCCGCAGAGGCGCUGGCCGAGGCGGUGGGCAGCUACUCGCCGUACAGCCGGUGCCCCGCGGGGCUGGCCAUUGUGACCCAGGGGGGCGGCGUGUACAGCGGAGGGUACGUGGAAAGCGCGGCGUACAACCCCAGCCUGCCGCCGCUGCAGACGGCCAUCGUGGAUGCCGUCAUAGACGGCAUGCCCUGCUACACCGCGGUGGAUGAGGUGGUGCUUGUGGAGCUGGCUGACGGGCAGGUGCAGCACGCGCCCACCACCCGCGUCAUACUGGAGCAGAUUGCGCCGCAAGCCAGGCUCACGGUGCUGCCGGCGGAGUGGGUGGCGGCCAGCUAGCAGAGGGCAGCAGCGGCCUGAGACCCCUUGUACUCUAAACAUCUUCGGGCGUGGCCUGCACACCGCAUUUCUUUUCCUGUCACCCCAGUACAUUCCUGCUCACUGAUUGUACAUUUGAUUGGCCUG